This is a messenger RNA of Cuscuta campestris, 1361 nucleotides long. Lineage: Eukaryota; Viridiplantae; Streptophyta; Magnoliopsida; Solanales; Convolvulaceae. The record is from the annotation of a GenBank genome assembly.
CAGCUUUACCGCUGAGCGUGUAGUGUGUUUUAUUUGCUACACGCAGGUCCAUUUCUAAUUUGAUGAAGUUCCUCAAUACAUAUCAACUUGUCUCAGGUCAAACCAUUAACUAUCAUAAGAGCAGAUUUAUGGUAGGAAAGAAAGUCAACACUUUGCAGAUCACAAAAGCUGGAAAAAAUCAUGAAUAUGUCUCAUAGAAAGUUUCCGUUCAUCUACCUUGGCGCUACUAUAGAUCUUGGAAUCACAAGGGCAGGUCACUGUGCGGGCCUCAUUCAAUCCUUUGACAACAAACUAAAUGGCUGGUACCAGAGGAGUCUUGAUCAUGCUGGAAGACUAGUUCUCAUCAACCACGUCCUGAACACCAUUCCUAACUACUUCCUUGGUACCAACACCAUUCCCACAUCCAUUUGUAACAUGCUGGAACAGAAGAUGGCACAUUUUUGGUGGGGAGGUGGGACCAAACAUCACUGGACGAAGUGGGAGGACCUUUGUCUCCCUAAAGAGGAAGGGGGUAUUGGGACUAGAAGACUCAAAACCCUAGAAGUCGCUUUCUCCCUCAAACUGUGGUGGAAGGUGCACCAUGAGAAUAGCAUAUGGGCCAGAUUUAUGAGGGCUAAAUACUGGCGAGAAGGUAGCAUGGAAGCUCACUUGAUUGACUCAUCAAUUUGGAAGAGAAUCACAAGAGUUGAUGACCUUGCAAGCUCCCUCUGUGAUUUCCAGGAUGACGGCACUCCCAUAUGGAAUCCUGAACCUGAGGGGUUCUCUCUGAAAUCUGCCUAUAAUCACUGUCGUGCCACUUCUAAUGUCUCCAAAGCCUUCCAAUUUAUGUGGGAUCCAUCGCAAAACCCUAAAGUUAGCAUCUUUAUGUGGAAGAUUUAUACACGAUCUCUAUCUACGCCAGACAAUCUUCGAAAACUAGGAUUUCAGCUCCCCUCAGUUUGCCCUUUAUGCAUGCACGCCAACUACACCAUUAAGCAUUGUCUCAUUGAUUGUCCAAAAAUUACCAUGGUUUGGGAGCAUUUCUCCAGGUGUCAUGGCUUUACUCACUGUAACACCCCAACCCGCAUGACCCAAACCCGUGAGACAGCGGACCGGUGUGCCACUGAAUUGGUAUCCGAAUUUGCAACAUUUUCAAAACAAUUUUAAACAAACGUUCUCUCAAUACAUAUAAAAAUCCAUCAGAGUAAUUUAAAAUAAUGCGGAAGCCUUUUUAAAGUCAAACAACUUGGGAUCUUGCCCGAAAACGUAAUAAGCAUUAAAGUUAAUUAAAUAAAGCAUAAUCAACAGAUUAAAGAGACAGCCACGCCAUCGUACAUCUCCUCCUCAAUGCCCUCUGGGAUCGGCUCUAGGUUCAUCUGUCU